AUGGAAGAUUUCCACAAGGCACUGAAUGACAAGGGACUGACUGUUUCUAGCUCCCCAGAAAAGGGUCGGAGCCUCUUGACCACCAGAGACUUUUCUCCAGGGGAGGUUAUUCUAAGCCAAGAGCCAUAUGUAUCAGUACCUAACCGAAAUUCAAUUGAUUCACGCCCCAAAUGUGAGUGGUGUUUCUCCUCAAGUAAUCUCAAGAAGUGCUCUGCUUGUAAAGUUGUCUGGUACUGUGGAAGAAGUUGCCAGACUAUGGACUGGAAAUUGCAUUCCCUUGAGUGCCAAGUACUAUGUGAAGUUGACAAAAGCCGACUGACGUCACUUACACCUUCCAUACGCUUAAUGGUAAAACUCUUUCUUCGGAGAAAACUACAAAAGGAGAAGGGUAUACUAUCAACUUCCACAGACAACUACAAUCUGGUGGAGGCUUUGGUCUCGCAUAUGUCUGACAUCAAUGAGGAGCAAUUGGUGUCCUAUGCGCAGAUGGCUAACCUUGUCAAUUUGAUUCUGCAGUCAGAGCCCGAUGUCAAUAUUAAGGAGAUUGCAGUGAAUUUUUCUAGGCUUGCUUGUAAUGCGCACACUAUAUGUGAUGCUGAGCUGAGACCAGUGGGAACAGGAUUAUAUCCUGUUAUUUCUCUUAUUAAUCACAGCUGUUUGCCAAAUUCUGUUUUAGUGUUUGACGGAAGGGUGGCAGUUGUUCGUUCUCUUCAGUAUAUUCCGAAAGGUUCAGAGGUACUAAUAAGCUACAUAGAAACGGCGGCAAGUACUAUGACUCGUCAGAAAUCUCUCAAGGAACAGUAUUUCUUCACUUGUACUUGUACCCGGUGCAAAGAAGUGGGGCAACACAGUGAUAUUAGAGAAAGUGCAAUCCUGGAAGGUUACAGAUGUAAGGAUGACAACUGCAUUGGUUUUCUGCUUCGUGACUCCGAAAAUAAGGGAUUCAUAUGCCAACAGUGUGGACUGCUAAGAGACAAGGAAGAAGUAAAAAGCAUUGCUGCUGAAAUCAAAUUAUUGACAGAAAAAGUUUCCACUUUGUCUUCGGAAGGGAAGAAAGAUACUCGUUCCAUUUACACAGCAAUUGAGAAACUGCAAGUGAAGCUCUGCCAUCCUUUCUCAGUUAAUCUUAUGAGGACUAGGGAGACUCUUCUAAAGACAUACAUGGAGGUGCAAGAUUGGGAACAAGCAUUGGCAUACUGCAGAAUAAUUAUCCCGAUUUAUGAGAGAGUUUACCCAAGCCUUCAUCCAUUAAUUGGAUUGCAGUAUUAUACAUGUGGAAAGCUGGAAUGGUUUCUUGGGGAGACUUUGGAAGCCAUCCAGUCUUUUACCAAGGCUUUGGGUAUAUUAAGCAUCACUCAUGGAACGGCGACAAGUUUUGUGAAGGAACUCGUGCUGAAGUUGGAGGAAGCGCAUGCUGAAGCAUCUCAUAAGAAUCUUGCACCCGUCCGUGCCACUUGA
Molecule: messenger RNA, 1458 nt
Organism: Oldenlandia corymbosa var. corymbosa
Lineage: Eukaryota; Viridiplantae; Streptophyta; Magnoliopsida; Gentianales; Rubiaceae
Source: the annotation of a GenBank genome assembly